Molecule: messenger RNA, 858 nt
Organism: Microdochium trichocladiopsis
Lineage: Eukaryota; Fungi; Ascomycota; Sordariomycetes; Xylariales; Microdochiaceae
Product: short chain dehydrogenase reductase
Exons: 3
Coding region: 1-858 (285 amino acids)
Molecular function (GO): oxidoreductase activity
Source: RefSeq, a predicted model, not a curated record
AUGGGUUCCACCGCUCCCAACGGCCGCCUCGCUGGCAAGAAUGCCAUCAUCACCGGAGCUGCUGGUGGCAUCGGUCUUGAGACGGCGAUUCUCUUCGCCAAGGAGGGCGCCAAGGUCAUUCUCUCUGACAUCUCCGCCCCUGCGCUGGAAAAGGCCAAGGCCAAGGUUCAGCAGCUUGUGCCCACCGUCGGCGGUCUCGAGACUAUCCUCUGCGAUGUGAGCAAGGAAGACCAGGUCAAGGCCAUGGUCGAGGCUGCGGACGCCUGGGGUGGCGUCGACAUCAUCUUCAACAACGCCGGCAUCAUGCACGCCAAGGAUGACGAUGCCGUCGGCACCCCAGAGAACAUCUGGGACCUGACCAUGGACAUCAACGUCAAGGGUGUCUGGUACGGCUGCAAGCACGCAGUUCUCUCCAUGCGCAAGCACAAGAAGACCAAGGGAAGCAUCAUCAACACAGCCUCCGUCGUCGCGCUUGUCGGAUCCGCCACGCCCCAGCUCGCCUACACCGCCUCCAAGGGCGCCGUCCUCGCCCUGACCCGCGAACUCGCCAUUGUCCAUGCGCGCGAAGGAAUCCGCUUCAACAGCCUGUGCCCGGCGCCCCUCAACACCCCUCUGCUCCAGGACUGGCUCGGUGACGACAAGCCCAAGCGGAUGCGCCGCGAGAUUCACUUCCCCUCCGGCCGGUUCGGUGAGGCUGUGGAGCAGGCUCAGGCAGUCUUGUUCCUGGCCAGCGACGAGGCCAGCUUCGUCAACGGCCACGAGAUGGUUGUGGACGGCGGCAUGACCAAGGCCUACGUUACCCCCGAGGGUCAGCCGCUCGAUGCGCCCACCAACAACGCCCUGAAGGACCAGCUCUGA